AACUCUGAAAAGCUUAAAGCGGAAGUGACGUCGUUAGCCUUUAGCUGGAGCUGUGAAUAGCAACCUGCCCUGCCCGCCCCGACACAAGACUUUGUUGAGAUCCCAUUUAUUCUUGACAGAUGGAUUGGUGCUUUAUGUCUGCACUGUGGUACCUUCUGCCGGUUUAUGUAGCCUUUCAUUUCCUGUGUUUCAUUUUUGCGGAUGCAGACUUAACUCUGCUGCGUGCUAGCCUGAUAGGACACAGACCAGAGACCACGCUGAGAGGGCUGGUGGUGUGGGUCACCGGAGCGUCCAGUGGGAUAGGAGAAGAACUGGCCUACCAGUUAGCAAAAUGUGGCUCGCGUCUCAUUCUGUCUGCCCGGCGUGAACAAGAGCUGAUGCGAGUCAAACGCAUAUGUUUGGAGAAUUCUGACCUCAAGGAUGAGGACAUUCUUAUUCUUCCACUCGAUUUGUUGGAGAGGACAUCGCACGAGGAAAAAACGCAAACUGCCAUUCAGUACUUUGGGCGUAUCGAUGUCCUCAUAAACAACGGUGGUCGAAGCCAGCGCUCUCUUUGCCUGGAGACUAGUGUUGAUGUGUAUGAAGCCUUGAUGGAGCUAAACUUCCUGGGUACAGUCUCUAUGACCAAGCAGGUGCUGCCUCACAUGACACAGAGAGGCAGCGGGAGUGUUGUGACUGUCAGUAGUGUUGUUGGCCUUGCUGGUGCACCGCUGGCAACAGGAUACUCUGCCAGUAAACACGCACUGCAGGGUUUCUUCAAUUCCCUUCGAACUGAGCUGACAGACUAUCCAAAAAUACUCAUCAGCACAGUGUGUCCAGGCCCGGUUCAGUCACAGAUUGUCAACAAUGCAUUCACAGAGGAGCUUAGCAAGCCGGUGGCCACGGUUGGUAACCAGGAGCACAAAAUGCCAACAAGCCGGUGUGUGCGUUUAAUGCUGGUGGGAAUUGCCAAUGGUGUCAAGGAAAUGUGGAUCGCUCAGCAACCUUUCCUCCUGUUUUACUACGCAUGGCAGUAUGCCCCCACGUUCGCCUGGACCAUCACAGAUCUGCUGGGCAGGAAAAGGGUGCAGAAUUUCAAAGCUGGUCUGGAUGCAGACUCCGCAUACUUCACUAAACCAAAGACCUCCUGAAAGCCAUCCUCUCAGGAUGAAGAGCUGCCAUGGCAUUCUGGAUGUUUCUCGUUAAAUGUGCCUUCACGUCUGCUCGGAGAAGGAUUUGAGGACCAUGGACUUCGACUGCUCUAUGCUUUUUUACCAUCUCAAAUGUAAACUAACUAAACUUUUUGUGGCAAACAGCCUUCCCGAAAGCAUAAAUGGCCUGUGAAGUGAGUCUAAGAAGGAUGAUGUGUUUGCGCUGACCAUCUGAGGGCAUAAUAAAAUUGAGUUUGGA
Molecule: messenger RNA, 1389 nt
Organism: Menidia menidia (Atlantic silverside)
Lineage: Eukaryota; Metazoa; Chordata; Actinopteri; Atheriniformes; Atherinopsidae
Source: the annotation of a GenBank genome assembly